GAAUACGGCCUUCCACUUAACGCUCCAGACGAUAUCAAUGUGGCAAAUGAGCCCCUUCACGCUCCCUGUGGCUUUCCUGGCUCUUUCUACCAUCCGAGCCAUCGAUUGUCUCCGGAGUUCCGACACGGUGGAUCAUUUGCAGAUAUUAGCGCGUCAUGGUGAAAGAAAUCCGCUGUUUCCAGUGCCCGAGCUCGGAGAAUUUCAGAUUGGGGGUCUUACGCCGAGAGGAUACGAACUGGAAAAAGAGUUCGGAAAACGGCUCCUCCUGUGGUACCCGGAAUUAUUCGCUGCUUCGCCCACCAUAACCUGUAUAUCGGCCAAUCAAUCGCGCUGUGUCGAUUCUGCGGAGGCAAUCGUUGAGGGACUGGGCUUCAAGGAGUACAACACCGAAGUUCUGUACAUGCUCGACUUCGUUGACCUCGACGUCACGCUCAUACGUCCGUUUUUGAUGGAAGCGAAUGAAAUUUUACUGCCGGCGUGUGUGCAAGAAGCUGUGAGUGCCGUUAUCGCACCAACUAAGGAGAACAGCCCACCCAGCCUUUCGGCCUUGGCUGAAGGGCUCUUCAAAGCCCAGAUAGCGGACUCGAUCGAUACUCUGCUUCAAUCCGGAUACACGGGCACUGUCUUCGGUGUGAAUCUUGGGAAGUGCAUUCCUUCUGGGAAAAAACUCGUAAGCGAAAAAGCGUUCGCCAAACUAGCCGACAUCUGCGCUUCGAGUCAGUGCACCGAUGUAGUCCGGAAGGUCAAGGACGAACUCCAGGAAUUUUCCGUACAGAAUCUUCCACCAAGAUCCGUGACGAGAAGUGUGAGCGUUUAUGGACUCUCAGACAACCACGUGCUCGAUCUCCUAAAAUCCCUCCUGCCGCAGUUCAAUCACACGCGACCGCAAUUCGGAGGAUACAUCUUGCUCGAGAGCCGAGGUGACGAUGUCACGAUUUUGACCGGACAGGACGUUUUCAGUCUGCCAGAGGAACGAGCCGUCCUCAAUGUGCAUGAGGUUAUUCAGCUCUUACGUCGACGAAUACUUACCGCAGAGAGAACUUUCGCGAACGGAAAUCAGAGUCGAUAAUAGUCGACCAAAUGAGCCGGCCCGCACCCCGAGACGAGGAGAGAAACGAUAACGGGAGCUUGAACAUUCAAUUCGCGACUAAAGAUCCGACCCGCUUCGCAAGAGCGAACAGAAACUAGCUCAGUGAGGCGAUGCUUGUUGUGACGGUGGAUUACGCGAUGUUUUAUUCGCGGAACCACCGGGUUUUGGCGCCAAUGAGGAAAGGUGAUUCAACUUCUCAUUGUGAUAUUCCAACAGAAAACUUUCUCAACCGCUCCGCUCGCAGCCGACGAAGCAAGAUCUCGUACGCUGCCAUCUGUAAUCCAUUUCAAGAAGCGUGCUUAUGAAGUAAAAACGGAAAUGUUUCAUCAUGUACAAUGUUUCCGGCAAGUCUGAU
This is a messenger RNA of Galendromus occidentalis (western predatory mite), 1445 nucleotides long. RefSeq lists its product as uncharacterized. The coding region runs from base 38 to 1069 and encodes 343 amino acids. NCBI's taxonomy places the organism in Eukaryota, Metazoa, Arthropoda, Arachnida, Mesostigmata, Phytoseiidae. The record is from RefSeq and is a predicted model, not a curated record. The transcript has 2 exons.